UUCCCAAAGAAAACAAGCACUCGGCCCUCUCACAUUGUCUGAGAGACUGAAGAUUUUCACAAAUAAUACACUUUCAUUUUUCCUCAAAUGGCUUCUUCAACAAUGGCUCUCUCCUCCCCUUCUCUUGCUGGCCAAGCUGUCAAGCUCGGUUCCUCUGUUUCUAACAUUGUUGGUGAGGGCCGAGUUACCAUGCGCAAAACCGCAUCCAGGUCCAAAAAUGUUUCAUCCGGCAGCCCGUGGUACGGCCCUGACCGUGUCAAAUACUUGGGCCCGUUCUCUGGCGAGGCCCCUUCUUACCUCACUGGAGAAUUCCCCGGCGAUUACGGUUGGGACACUGCUGGGCUCUCGGCUGACCCUGAGACCUUUGCCAAGAACCGUGAGCUUGAGGUCAUCCACUCAAGAUGGGCCAUGCUCGGCGCUUUGGGCUGUGUUUUCCCCGAACUCUUGUCCCGUAACGGAGUCAAGUUCGGCGAAGCUGUUUGGUUCAAGGCUGGGGCCCAAAUCUUCAGUGAGGGUGGUCUAGACUACUUGGGAAACCCAAGCUUAGUCCAUGCCCAAAGCAUUUUGGCAAUAUGGGCCACACAAGUUAUCUUGAUGGGUGCAGUUGAAGGUUACAGAAUUGCUGGUGGGCCCCUUGGUGAGGUGACAGACCCAUUGUACCCAGGUGGGAGCUUUGACCCAUUAGGCCUUGCAGAAGAUCCAGAAGCUUUUGCUGAGCUGAAGGUGAAGGAGCUGAAGAAUGGAAGACUGGCCAUGUUUUCUAUGUUUGGGUUCUUUGUGCAGGCCAUUGUUACAGGGAAGGGACCAAUUGAGAACUUAGCUGACCACUUGGCUGACCCUGUUAACAACAAUGCCUGGGCAUACGCCACAAACUUUGUUCCCGGCAAGUGAGCCUGAGAUUGAGAGAGAAGUGUGCUUUUCCUAAUGGUUUUGGCAAUUGUGCUUAAUUAUGUUGAUGAAAUUGGAUUAGACUGUAAUUCUAGUGGUCAUCAAGAUCUGAAAGGAUAAGUUAUCGCCUUGCUGUAGAUUACCUCUCAUUUAAUCUACUUGUUGUUUUGUUGACAA
Messenger RNA from Prunus persica (peach), 1065 nucleotides. Its product is annotated as chlorophyll a-b binding protein of LHCII type 1. The record is from RefSeq and is a predicted model, not a curated record. The transcript has a single exon. Lineage: Eukaryota; Viridiplantae; Streptophyta; Magnoliopsida; Rosales; Rosaceae. Gene Ontology annotation, biological process: photosynthesis, light harvesting in photosystem I; response to light stimulus. Gene Ontology annotation, cellular component: chloroplast thylakoid membrane; plastoglobule; chloroplast envelope. Bases 88 to 891 code for a protein of 267 amino acids.